CGCCGAUUUACACAUUGUCGAAAAGAGCCAACGGCUUCCUUUUCCAGGUCAUAGAGAUUUUACCUCAGUGGAAGAGUCAGACAAUAAACAGGUAAAGAAAGAAACGUAUAAUGUCAGAAACUGGUAACUGCUGUAAAGAAAAAUCAGAGAAAGGCAACGUCAGUCCCUGGUUUUGCCCCACGUGGUUGGCAGUUUCUAAGAUGGCUCCGAUGAUCCUGCUUCCUGGUGUUCACACCCUCUGAAACUGCCUCCCCUUGAGCAUAGGCUGGACCCGGGGCCUUCCUUCUAGCAAAGAGAAUGUGGCAAAAGUGAUGGAAUGUCAAAAAAUAUUCUGGCUCCUGUCUGGCUCGUUCUCUCCUCCUCUCGUUUGCUUGCUCUGAUCUGUGAGCUGCCCUAUGGAGAGGCCCACAUAGCAAGGAACUGAGGAAGGUGUCCAACUAACAACCAGCAAGGAACUGAGUCCCUCAAUCCGAUAACGCAGGAGCAACUGGACCCUGUUAAUAUAACCACUUGAGUGACUGUGGAAGCAGAUCCUCCCCGAGUUGAGCCUUGAGAUGACUGCAGCCUUGCGAGAGACCCAGAGUCAGAGGACUCAGCUAUGCGAUGCCCAGAUUCCUGACCCGCACAAACUAAAGGUAUGAGUGGCUUUUCCAAAUUAAUCACAGAAGCAAUCUCUGAAUGACCUGAAAUCUGAAGAUUGAGUCUUCUGGAAAAGAAAAUAAAGGGAGAUUUGCCUUGGCUCCAACAAAUAGGACCUUAUCAGGCAUUAGGACACCUUUUCAAAAAGGCUUUUCUGUGGUGUUCAGAAGCAUUUCUAGAAAUUGAAACCUCAGACUUUCCAAGAUGUACCUCAGUGCUGCAUAUCACCGCAUACCUCUAAGUGAUGGAAACAGCAUUCCUAUCAUCGGUCUUGGUACCUACUCAGAACCUAGAUUGACCCCUAAGGGGACCUGUGCAAGAUCAGUGAAAAUUGCCAUUGACACGGGGUACCGGCACAUUGAUGGCGCCUACCUCUACCAGAACGAGCACGAAGUGGGGGAGGCCAUCAGGGAGAAGAUAGCAGAAGGAAAGGUGCAGAGGCAGGAUAUCUUCUACUGCGGAAAGCUGUGGGCUACACAUCAUGACCCACAGAUGGUCCGCCCAACUCUGGAGAGGACGCUCAGGGGCCUCCAGCUAGAUUAUGUAGAUCUUUACAUCAUUGAAAUACCCAUGGCUUUUAAGCCUGGAGAUGAAUUCUAUCCUAAAGAUGAAAAUGGCAAAUGGUUAUAUCACAAGUCAAAUCUGUGUGCCACUUGGGAGGCUUUAGAAGCUUGCAAAGAUGCUGGCUUGGUGAAAUCCCUCGGUGUAUCCAAUUUUAACCGUAGGCAGCUGGAGCUUAUUCUGAACAAACCAGGACUUAAGCAUAAGCCAGUCAGCAACCAGGUUGAAUGCCAUCCAUAUUUCACCCAGCCAAAACUCUUGAAAUUUUGCCAACAACAUGACAUUGUCAUUAUUGCAUACAGCCCUUUGGGGACCUCUAGGAAUCCAUCCUGGGUGAAUGUGUCUUCCCCACCUUUGUUAAAGGAUGCACUUCUAAACUCACUGGGGAAAAAAUACAAUAAGACAGCAGCUCAAGUUGUUUUGCGUUUCAACAUCCAGCGAGGAGUGGUUGUCAUUCCUAAAAGCUUUAACCCUGAAAGGAUCAAAGAAAACUUUCAAAUCUUUGACUUUUCUCUCACUGAAGAAGAAAUGAAGGGCAUUGAAGACCUGAAUAAAAAUGUCCGCUUCGUGGAAAUGCUCAUGUGGUGUGACCAUCCUGAAUACCCAUUUCAUGAUGAAUACUGACUUCAGAGAGCUCCGCAACAGAUAUUUUCCCUCUAUGUGUGCCAGGACUUUGGGCUGGGUGGUUCCUCCAGCUAUGGAAAUCAAAGGAGUUUACUAUCCUCAGAUGAAAUGGUGAUGGAGACACACUUAACUUUUGUGUAGUGUAAGUGACUUUGACUUAGCUAUGUGGGGGGAAAAAAAUAGGUUUAAAUCUGUUGAAAUAACUUGGAAAUUAUCAGCUAAUAUUUUAUUAAAUCAAUGUCUUCUGGGUUUCAGAAAGAAAAAUAUUAGGCUUUAGAAAAGACUUCAAAGGCAACAUAUGAAGAUAAAUAACACAUGAAUUCGGAUACUGCUGCCAUGGGUAGUCUGAGUUCUUUAGCAGUUAACAGGGCAACAGCAAGGAUGGAGAGCUGGACCAUGCCAGUGUGCUGGCAGUGGUCUUGAUGGUUUGGACCAUUGACUGUAAUACAGACACAGCCAAGGUAAGAUCCACACAUGCAUUAUUAACAGGGAAGUGAUUUGCUUCACCUUGAGUAGAGAGAGAGGGCUAAGUAUAGAAAAGUCUUACUAUAGAGCUAAUUAAACACCACAGCGGUCAACAAAGCCAUACUGAUUUGAUUGUUGUUUGUUUCCAUCCAAUGUGUGUUCGUGUAGCUUUUAUCCAGCUUGAAAGAUGGAUAAUUGCUUGUUCUCUCUUGCAUGUUUUAAAGGGCCUGAGCUUCAGUAAGCUAGUGAUCUAUGCUAACACUGCCUGCAACUCCUGCCCCCAUUCAUUAUAUGACCACCAUUAUGCAAAGUGGCUUGAGACAACCUGCAUACCCUGUAUUGUAAAAUAGUCCACAGACCAUUAUUUCAAAGAAGACAUAUAAAAAGGAAGCUUUAGGAAACAUAUUGAAAGAAGAGGUUUUAUAGAAUCAUUAGACUUAAGACUUUGAAAGUUAUUGGGAUAACUGAAUUUUGAGAAAGUAGCAAGUUCAAAAGAACACUGAUAAUUUUACUAUAUGUAAAUUUUUUAAGUGAAUAAAAUGAUUAUUAGAAUUCCAUAGUAGAGAUGUACCUAUUUUCAGUCCAGCCAGAGCAGUAUAUUUUAUUCAUUCAUAUUAAGUCACUCUCACAGGGCAAGAGAGCGCUUCAAAACUUCAAAACAUCAAAACAAACUUAUGUUUGUCCAAGAUCAAUUGCUUAUAAUCUUCCAUGAUCUGAAAACGUACAUUUCUGAGAAACUAUCGUUUUAAAAAAUUGAUCUCUACUUAUUGUUUCCAAUAAUUCUAAUAUGAAUACUUAUAAUGCUAU
Messenger RNA from Globicephala melas (long-finned pilot whale), 3096 nucleotides. RefSeq names its product aldo-keto reductase family 1 member D1 (gene AKR1D1). Gene Ontology annotation, cellular component: cytosol. NCBI's taxonomy places the organism in Eukaryota, Metazoa, Chordata, Mammalia, Artiodactyla, Delphinidae. Gene Ontology annotation, molecular function: Delta4-3-oxosteroid 5beta-reductase activity; ketosteroid monooxygenase activity; aldose reductase (NADPH) activity. Gene Ontology annotation, biological process: bile acid biosynthetic process; androgen metabolic process. The record is from RefSeq and is a predicted model, not a curated record.